Molecule: messenger RNA, 2697 nt
Organism: Dissoconium aciculare CBS 342.82
Lineage: Eukaryota; Fungi; Ascomycota; Dothideomycetes; Mycosphaerellales; Dissoconiaceae
Product: ATP-dependent DNA ligase
Exons: 2
Coding region: 1-2697 (898 amino acids)
Biological process (GO): Okazaki fragment processing involved in mitotic DNA replication; DNA repair; DNA biosynthetic process
Cellular component (GO): nucleus; mitochondrion
Molecular function (GO): DNA binding; ATP binding; DNA ligase (ATP) activity
Source: RefSeq, a predicted model, not a curated record
AUGGCUCCGAAACAGGCCAAACUCGGGUAUGUCAGACCUUCGCAGCGGACACUCGGCAACUUCUUUGCGGGUCCUGGAGGUGCUAAAGCGCCUGCACAACAGUCCAAGUUGACGUUCUCGACUAAGCAACAGCCAAGUCCUCCAAGCGACGAAGAGCCUUCGACUACCAAAGAUGAAGACGACGAGAUGGACGGUGCAGAUACCGUCAAGGUCGAACCGAGCACUGAACAGGCGAUAAAGCGGGAGUCUGCAUCGCCGAAACGCCGGCGCACGUCACCCAAGGAGGACGAAGCUGAGGACGAUGAGGAUGAGCCUCCAGUGAAGCGGCAACGGCAUAAGCCUGCCUCGAAGAAAGGCACCGCCACAAAGAGCACCAGCUCGAGACCCCAUAGCAGUGCACAGGCGACUGUAGCGCUCAAGAAGGAGCAGGAGGAGGAGACUUCAGAUCCUGAGAUCAAAGCGGAGGUAGAGUCGGCGGGCGUUGAAUCUCUUACCAUCAACGGGACUGCAACCAAGGUCGACAAGCGCGGCGCCGAAGAGAGCAGUGCGGAAGAGGACGAAAAUGCGUCUGAAGAAGAGGAGGAAGAAGAGGAAGAGGAAAAGCCAGAGAUUGCAGCCAAGGCACGCGCAAAGGUGCAGAGCACACUCAAAUCGACUGGCAAAGACGCAUAUCCAGAUUGGAAAGCUGGAGAUCCAGUACCAUUCGCUGCACUUUGCACCACUUUCUCCAAAAUUGAGAUGACAACAAAACGAUUGGAGAUCAUCGCACUAUGCUCGCUCUUCCUCCGACAGGUUGCUCGACUCACACCACUAGACCUGCAACCGACCGUGUUGUUAAUGACUGGCAAGCUAGCCGCCGAUUUCGCCGGCAUAGAAUUGGGAAUUGGCGAGUCUUUGAUCAUGAAAGCCAUUGGUGAGACUACCGGCCGAAGUCUCAAAAUCAUCAAGGAAGAUCAGCAAAAGAUCGGAGACCUUGGCUUAGUCGCGGCGAAAAGUCGACAGAAUCAGCCUACCAUGUUCAAACCUAAGGCUUUGACUGUGCGCGGCGUUCACGAAGGCCUCAUGAAAAUCGCUACGGUUGAGGGCACUGGCUCUCAAGGACGCAAAGUGGAUGGAAUCAAGAAACUGCUGGCUUCCGCAGAUGUGCAUCUCGCCAAGGGCCAGACGAUCGAUAUCACAAAGGAGAAAGGUGGUCCUAGUGAAUCCAAGUUCAUAAUCAGGGCGCUUGAGGGCAAAAUGCGUCUUGGCCUUGCCGACAAGACUCUCCAGGUCGCACUCGCACACGCCAUGGUCGCGCAUGCCGUGGGGCAAGACGGCAAGAAGGCACCGACAGAAGAAGAGUUGAAGAGAGGCGAGGAGGUCUUCAAAGCAGUGUACAAUGAAUUACCAGCAUAUGAGGUCAUUGUUCCGGCAUUGCUUGCAAACGGGAUUUGGAAGCUUCGGGAUUCUUUAAAACUGCAGCCUGGCGUGCCACUAAAGCCUAUGUUGGCAAAACCGACAAAAUCCAUCGGCGAGGUCCUCGACCGCUUUGAAGGGAAGGAUUUUACUUGCGAGUACAAGUACGACGGCGAACGAGCACAAAUACAUUUCGUGGCCCACGAAGCCGACCAAGAAUUCGCUGCUGUUAAGGCUCCCGAGGCGGGCAAAUCCGAUCGUGGAAUUGCCAACAUUUUCUCGCGAAACAGUGAAGACUUGAGCAAGAAAUAUCCUGAUAUUCUUGCGAAACUGCCUACCUGGGUCAAAACGGGUACCAAGAGUUUCGUACUUGAUUGUGAGACUGUAGCCUGGGACACGGAGCAGAAGAAAGUGUUGCCGUUCCAGCAACUCAUGACUCGCAAGAAGAAAGACGUCAAAGUCGAAGAUGUCAAAGUGAAGGUUUGCGUCUUUGCUUUCGAUCUGCUCUAUCUCAACGGAGAAGCUUUGGUCAACAAACCUUUCCGACAACGACGCGAUCACAUGUACGAAGCAUUCGAAGAGGUCGAGGGAGAAUUCACAUUUGCCAAAUAUGGCAAUUCACAGAACGUCGAUGAAAUCCAACUCCUGCUGGAAGAAUCAAUUAAAGCCUCCUGCGAAGGUCUCAUGGUGAAGAUGCUGGACGGUGUCGAAUCACACUACGAGCCUUCCCGUCGCUCCCAGAACUGGCUCAAGGUAAAGAAAGAUUACCUCGCCGGCGCUGGCGACUCCCUGGACCUCGUUGUGCUCGGCGCCUACUACGGCCGAGGUAAGCGCACCAAUUGGUAUGGCGCUUUCCUCCUCGCCUGCUACAAUCCCAAGACAGAGAAGUACGAAUCCGUCUGCAAUAUCGGCACUGGCUUCUCUGAAGCCCUCCUCGCCGAACUCCACGAGACCCUCUCUCCACUCGUCAUUGACCGAGCCAAACCCUUCUAUGACCAUCCCACUGGCAAGAACGAGCAGCCGGACGUCUGGUUCGAGCCGCGGUUCGUAUGGGAGGUCAAGACGGCCGAUCUGACACUGUCUCCACGUUAUCGUGCUGCCGCAGCUGAGAUGAGCGGCGGCGGAGCGGCUGAUCCGGCGCACAAGGGUAUCAGUCUGCGCUUCCCACGCUUGAUCCGCGUGCGUGAUGAUAAGAAGCCGGAGGACGCGACGAGUAGUCGGCAAGUGGCGGAGAUGUAUCGGAAGCAGGACUCUGUUGCAAAGGACUCGAAGCCGUCGGUCGAUGAUGAUUUUGAUUAUUGA